AUGAAUCAGCUUCACAAUCGCCCAUUUCUGAAUUUUGAAAUUAGUUUCAAUUUCUGCACCAGUCUCCUCUUGUGUCUCUCACUAUUGUCUGCUCAAGCUGUUGCAGGUGGUAGCGGUGGUCACUCCUGGGAUGGGAUCGUGGUGACUCAAGCAAACUUUCAGGCACUGCAAGCAAUCAAACACGAACUGAUUGACUUCACCGGAGUUCUCAGAAGCUGGAACAACUCUGGCUCCUCUGGUGUCUGCUCUGGUGGAUGGGCUGGAAUCAGAUGCCUCCGAGGCCAAGUGAUCGCUAUUAACCUCCCUUAUAAGGGACUCGGCGGCACUAUCUCCGAGAAGAUAGGACAGCUUCAGAAUCUCAGAAAACUUAGCCUCCACAACAACGUCAUUGCCGGUUCAGUUCCUCACUCCCUCGGCUACCUCCGGAGCCUCCGUGGAGUCUAUCUCUUCAACAAUCGCCUCUCUGGUUCGAUCCCAGCCUCACUCGGAAACUGCCCUCUUCUCCAGAAUCUUGAUCUCAGCAGCAACCAGCUAUCUGGAACCAUCCCACCUCGCCUUGCCGAGUCUACCAGGCUCUAUAGGCUCAAUCUCAGCUUCAAUUCACUUUCCGGUCCAAUUCCAGUUACUGUUGCAAGAUCAUACACCCUCACUUUUCUUGACCUUCAGCAAAACAACCUCUCUGGCUCGAUACCUGAAUUUUUGGCUAAUGGCUCUCACCCUCUCAGAACGCUGAAUCUUGACCACAAUCUCUUCUCUGGAGCUGUUCCUUUGUCACUCUGCAAGCAGAGUUUGCUGGAAGAUGUUUCUUUAAGCCAUAACCAGCUCUCUGGUUCUAUUCCCAAGGAAUGUGGAGCUCUUCUUCACCUCCAAAGCCUUGAUUUGUCUCACAAUUCAAUCAACGGAACCAUACCAGAGAGCUUCUCCGACCUCACAUCUCUGGUUUCACUAAACCUCGAAAGCAACCACCUCAAGGGCCAAAUCCCAGAUGCCAUUGAUGGACUCCACAACCUGACAGUGCUUAACCUCAAGAGAAACAAGAUCAACGGGCCGAUCCCAGAGAGCAUUGGGAACAUAUCCGGAAUCCGUCAGCUUGAUCUGUCUGAAAACAACUUCACAGGUCUUAUCCCGUCUUCACUAGUCAACCUGGCGAAUCUUUCUUCUUUCAACGUCUCCUUCAACACCCUCUCUGGUCCUGUUCCGCCAUUUCUCUCCAGAAAAUUCAACUCAAGUUCUUUCUUGGGAAACAUCAAGCUCUGUGGCUACAGCUCCUCGAAUCCGUGUCCUCCUCCUCCUAAUCAUCAUCAUCCCCUCACCAUUUCACCUACCUCAUCACAAGAACCAAGAAAACACCACAGAAGACUCUCGGUGAAGGAUAUAAUCCUAAUCGCCAUUGGAGCUCUCCUAGCCAUUCUCCUUCUGCUAUGCUGCAUACUACUCUGCUGCCUGAUCAAGAAACGCGCCGCCUUGAAACAAAAAGACGGCAAGGACAAGAUCUCUGAGAAGACGGUAUCAGCAGCUGCCGCAGCAGCAGCAUCAGCAGGAGGUGAGAUGGGAGGAAAGCUGGUCCAUUUCGAUGGUCCGUUUGUGUUCACCGCCGAUGAUCUGCUCUGUGCCACGGCUGAGAUCAUGGGGAAAAGUACUUACGGCACAGCGUACAAGGCUACUCUGGAGGACGGCAAUGAGGUCGCUGUGAAGCGGCUUAGAGAGAAAACAACCAAAGGGGUCAAAGAAUUCGAAGCAGAGGUCACUGCUUUAGGCAAGAUUCGUCACCAAAACCUUCUUGCGCUAAGAGCUUACUACUUGGGACCCAAAGGAGAGAAGCUUCUCGUCUUUGAUUACAUGUCUAAGGGUAGUCUCGCUGCGUUUCUCCAUGCUCGAGGACCAGAAACGCUAAUUCCAUGGGAAACGAGGAUGAAGAUAGCGAAAGGAAUCGCUCGAGGUUUGGCUUACCUUCACAGCAACGAGAACAUGGUCCAUGAGAAUCUCACGGCGAGCAAUAUUCUCCUCGACGAACAGACCAACGCCCACAUCGCCGAUUACGGACUCUCCAGGCUCAUGACAGCCGCCGCGGCCACAAACGUGAUCGCAACCGCCGGAACUCUGGGAUACCGAGCGCCGGAGUUCUCGAAGAUGAAGAACGCAAGCACGAAGACCGACGUCUACAGCUUAGGGAUCAUCAUACUGGAGCUCUUGACGGGGAAAUCUCCAGGAGAGCCGACGAACGGAGUGGAUUUGCCUCAGUGGGUGGCGUCGAUUGUGAAGGAAGAGUGGACCAAUGAAGUGUUUGAUUUGGAGCUGAUGAGAGAGACGCAAACCGUCGGAGACGAGCUUUUGAAUACUCUGAAAUUGGCGUUGCAUUGUGUUGAUCCGUCGCCGGCGGCGAGGCCAGAAGCAAAUCAGGUGGUGAAUCAGCUGGAUGAGAUCAGGCCGGAGCUUGAGGCCGAGAUGGAGACGGCGCCGAUAGGUUCCGGCGGUGAUGAAGCUAAAGAUCCUAAAUCAAAUGAGGAGGAUUGA
Microthlaspi erraticum is the source of this 2514-nucleotide messenger RNA. The record is from the annotation of a GenBank genome assembly. Lineage: Eukaryota; Viridiplantae; Streptophyta; Magnoliopsida; Brassicales; Brassicaceae.